AUGUUCGGUAACGGAGGGUUAGCUCUCCCGGUCUGCUCCUUUCUGCUGCUGCAGCUCCCGCUUCUCCUGCUGGCGAACAACUGGCCCGUUAAGGAGGAGGUGUUUCAAUGGUGGGGGGAAUGGUCCAGUUGGUCUUCUUGUUCCAGGAGCUGUGGAGGAGGAGUGAGGAGUCAGGAGAGACACUGUCUAAUACAGAGACUGUCAACCACACAGAACAACAGCUCAUACUGUGUUGGCUCUCCUAAACAGUACCAGCUCUGUCCAAACCAGCCCUGUCCCAGCCCCAGUGUUAGCUUCAAACAGCACCAGUGUUCCCAAUUUAACUCCAAAGCCUUUGGAAGAAGAUACUACCACUGGGUACCUCUUUACCCAGCUGAUUACAUCAGCAUCUCCAAUAAGCCAUGUGACCUGCAGUGUACAACCAUCAGUGGUGAGCGACAGCUCCUAGUUCCUGCCCACGAUGGUACAUUCUGCCGGGAUACUAAAUACCAUGGCGUCUGUAUAGAGGGAAUAUGUCAGCCUGUAGGAUGUGAUGGGGAGCUGUACAGCAGUAAGGCAGUGGAUAGAUGUGGAGUGUGUGGAGGCAACGGGGCGUCAUGCCAGCGCAUCUCUGGAUCAUACAGGACGGCACUCACACAGUUAGGCUAUGUGUUCAUCACCAACAUCCCCGCUGGAGCCACUGACAUUCAGAUCAUAGAGAGACACAAGACUGAGAACAUCCUGGCCCUGUCGGACGAACAUGGACAUUUCUUCUUUAAUGGAAACACAGUGUUCGACAACCCACAAAACUUCCGUGUGGCAGGAUCAGUGUUCAAAUACAGACGUCCAAGCAAUGUGUUCUCUGAUGGGCUGGAGUACAUCAUUGCACAGGGACCAACACUGCAGGGCCUCAAUGUUAUGUACUACAACUUGAAUGGGAAGCUCCCCCACAUCACCUACGAGUACACCAUCCCCCUCGAGUCUUAUGACAUCACUGCUGCAGAGGGUGUCACUACAAGCCCUGGCCACUCCCACCUUAACUUCACCUAUAAUGAGGUAAGUGGGUAUGUAGGUGGGCAUCAUAUUAAGAACCACAGCGGGGCGUUUGUGACAUCUCGCCAUCCCUACAACGCCCAGCUGGGAGCUGAUGACCAGUCAGAUAUUCAGCUGUCAGAAGAAGAAGAGGAGGAGGAGGAGGAAGUUGUGUGGGAAAUCAGGACGCCCAGCCCUCCACCGCCAGCGGCCAUGUUGGUCUACAGACCAGCCGAUGUCACCAGUCAUGUGUUCACCCACAAUGAUGUGGAAGAGCAGGGACCUCCUGCGCCAUCGGGUUACCGGAGUUCCUCCAAUUCAAUUGAUGAGCCGUCCACUGUGGACGAAAACACACUGGUGCUCUCUUUUCCAGGUAGUGUUCAUUCAGCAGCUCUGCCUGAAGAAGCCCCGUAUCUGCUGCUGGAGGAGCUACAAUACAACCAGACCCACUCAAACACACACACCCUCACACAGUCAAACAAAUACUCUGUCACACAUACCCUCCCUGAGCCUCAUUCACCAGCAGAAACACAAGCGGAUACAUUGUCUCCCGCAGCCUCAGAAACACACACCGACACACAGCUGGAAAAACACUCAGACACACAUUCGGUUAUGCACACAGAAACAGAACUCGUCUCACACUCAGACUCACACACUGCCAUCUUGGUGCAGCUGCAGCAGGUGUCUGCAGUCCAGGCAGCCAACACAGAGAGCAAUGACUUUGAUGUGGGUCUUGAACCAGAUAUUAGUCUGGCAGACAUGUAUCGUUGGAAGGUUUCUGCUUAUGCUCCGUGCAGCUCAACCUGUACAACAGGUAUCACCACUAGUUAUGCCCUGUGUGUUCGUUAUGAUGGAACUGAAGUGGACGACAGUUACUGUGACUCUCUGACUAGGCCAGAGCCCACCCAUGAGUUCUGCACCGGGAAGGAAUGUCCUCCAAGGUGGGAGACCAGUGGUUGGAGCGAGUGCUCUCGAACCUGUGGUGAGGGAGUUCAGUACCGCACUGUGCGCUGCUGGAAGAUGCUGUCGCCAGGUCUUGACUCCUCCGUCUAUGAUUCACUGUGUCUGGCACAUGACCUGCACAAACCUGCAAACAGAAAGGUCUGCCUCGGCCAGAGCUGUGGACCACAGUGGGAGGUGUCUGACUGGUCACAGUGCUCGGCACGUUGUGGCUCGCGUGGUGUUCGGACCCGGGAGGUUCGAUGCUCCAUGGAGAUGAGACUAUGUAACAAGUCCUCUCAGCCAAUAGAAAAUCAGGAGUGUGAGGGCCCGCCCUGUGACAGAAGGUGGACAGUUUCCGACUGGGGACCUUGCUCAGGUGUGUGUGGAGAGGGACGGAUGGUGCGUGCUGUGACGUGUCGUUCGUCAGGUGGGUUAGUGAUGUCAGAGGAGCAGUGUGACCAAUCACUACGUCCACUGGCCAUCUAUCCCUGUGGGGACAGAAACUGCGCCCCACACUGGGUGGAACAAGAAUGGCAGCAGUGUAACGCCACCUGUGGCCGGGGGGUGCGACAGCGUCAGGUGGUGUGUGCUGGGCUGGAAGGUGGUGUGUUCAAAGAGUUUCCAGACAGUAGCUGUGACCAAAAUAACAAACCAGAUACCAGCUCCUCCUGCUUCCAGAGACCCUGUACCAAAUGGUUCACCACAUCCUGGUCCCAGUGCAGUAAGACCUGUGGGAGUGGUGUCCAGGUUCGAGAAGUCAAGUGUUACCAGGGGGAGGAGCUGGUAACCAGGGGCCACAGCUGUGACUCAGCCCUCAAGCCAGAAGCCAGACAGAGCUGUGAGAUCCAGAGCUGUCCGACAGACGCCCCAGCAGCGGCUCCAGUAGCAUCAGUAGCGGUAGACGACUCCUGCCAAGAUAAGCCAACAGCCAACUGUGCCCUCGUCCUCAAAGUGAAACUGUGCUCCCAUUGGUACUACAGAAAGGCCUGUUGCCAGUCCUGUAAGGCACCAAGACCCUGAGGUGUCAACUGUAACCUCCCUCCUUGACCCCUCAACACCAACCACUGGUCACACCACAUAAUUUUUGGUGCUACACAAAAGCCUGCUGCUAGCAAUGUAUGGCCUUAGGACAUCAACAUUUACCAUAUUAAUGUUAGCCUACCACUGAUGUCAAAGGUCAAUCCGUGGUCACUGCCUUUUACUUGUCAAUGUUAUUCUUUAACUCAUCUUCUCUCAGUCUCCUAGAAGUGAAUCCUUUGUUUGAGGAAGCAUCAUCACUACUAAGAAUAAUGCAAUCAUAAUGACUCGUAGUGCAAACACUUCUACAGUACAAGUAGUUUUGAAGACAAAGCACUGUAGCAAUAUUUUACAACUGAAAAUUUACAGACAACAGACAAGCUCCUCAGACAGAGGCCCUGACCACCUCCUACCCAGACAAUGUGAAGAUAGACUAGCUUUAGACACCCUGGGAUGUCUGCUCAUCUGUUUACUCACCUCUACAACAGCACAGGCAAAUCAGCCUUUUAAAAAUAACCUUCCUCCAGUGUUUCCAGUACUUUAUUUUGUAUCUCACUAUUUUAAGGGAUAAGAUCCCUUACGAACUCUUGUUCUGUGUGUCACUCCAAGUAUGCCCCCUAAAGUUCUGUUUAGUAAAUGUCUAUAAUCUAUCAUUACCUCAAUCCUUUCUUUAAGGUGCUAUGUUCCAUGAAGAAAUGGUGGAUCCAAAGUUAAUGAAAGACCUAAUGCAGCUUUGUUGUUAGUGUGGCAUCUGGCCAGGACAGACAAGACCAGGGAAACAUUGUGACUGGGGUUCUCAGUGUUUAGUCCUGUCCUGCUUUACAUAAACAGCCUCAUACAGACUGUUGGGUUUGGCUUUACUGCUGGUGCAUUGAUGAUUUGUAAAUAUGCUAUUUUUCUUCCACUGUCCAUUUUGACUACAAAACAAGCUGGAGCUUUAUCCUCAUCCAGCAGGCGCUCCAAACAAACUUUGAGUUAACUGCACAUUAAGACAGUUAUCAUUAAUUCAACUCACUGCAACAUUAGCUGACAGAAGAAAUCCCAUUCAUUCAUUCAAUGCAUAAUCUCAAAAAAUCUACGAUAAACACACUCCUUUAGAUGCUGACACUACACUACACCAACAAAACUCACUGACUCUGUUGUCAUUCAGAGACAAUCAUGAGGAUGUGUCCUUUAUACCAGCAAGCACCAGUCUAGCUUUAGUCUAAACCAACCGCUUAGUGUUUUACGUAAAAAGUUGAACUUUUGAAGCAAUUUGUUUAUAAGAAAUUGUUUAUGGUCCAAUCCAGACUGCGAUCAGAAUCAUCAUCAUCAGCUUCAUCCCUGUCGGUCCUAAGUUGAUAUAUGUUCAUUGUGUUUUGAGCCUUGCUUAGCACAAAGCCUGGGGGUAGUUAGAAACCACUGGCAUACUGUAUAUAACAAACCUAUCUGUCGGGAAUGAAACAAAUCUUCAAACAACUCUUCAGCUGUUAUUUAAGCAUUUUUUCAAGCCGUUGUAGUGUGUCAUUCUUAAGGAGCAUACUUUGGACAGUUAGAAACAGUAUUACUAUCCAAUCCUUGAAGCAAUUGAGUCAAUGAAAGUGCUGUGAAAAGCAUCAUCUGCAGGUACAUGAGUUCUUAAGAACCUGAGUACUUUCAUGUCAACGUUUCACAUGUGACAGCUCGAGUUGAAACUAAAUGGAACUGCAUUACUGUUGAGUUACUGCACAAGCAGAGCAGAAACAGUGGAGGAACAGGAACGUGGUGCUGCAGAAUGCUGGGGCCAAACUCAUCUAUCCAAAACACUGUGUGAACAUGACUGUCAGUGUCACUCAGUCCCAGAGUGUUGUUUACCUAUUGUUACACUGCCCACAGAGCUGCUGUUGUUUUUGUUUACUGUAUUACACAUAAAUAAUAAAAGAGCAGCUGUUUUUGGA
This is a messenger RNA of Platichthys flesus (European flounder), 4886 nucleotides long. RefSeq names its product ADAMTS-like protein 2. Gene Ontology annotation, molecular function: metalloendopeptidase activity. The record is from RefSeq and is a predicted model, not a curated record. The transcript is spliced from 19 exons. NCBI's taxonomy places the organism in Eukaryota, Metazoa, Chordata, Actinopteri, Pleuronectiformes, Pleuronectidae. Bases 1 to 2973 code for a protein of 990 amino acids. Gene Ontology annotation, cellular component: extracellular matrix. Gene Ontology annotation, biological process: extracellular matrix organization.